Messenger RNA from Lecanosticta acicola, 588 nucleotides. Lineage: Eukaryota; Fungi; Ascomycota; Dothideomycetes; Mycosphaerellales; Mycosphaerellaceae. The record is from the annotation of a GenBank genome assembly.
AUGCCGGAAUCACGCUCUACGGAACCGCUAGUGUGGAUCGACUGCGAGAUGACGGGCCUCAACGCCGAAAGCGACACCAUCAUGUCGCUCGCGUGCUUCAUCACCGACGCAAACCUCAACCUUCUCGAGCCCAAUGGCUACGAAGCCAUUAUUCAACAUAAUGAGGCCCAGAUGAAUGCAAUGGGAGAGUGGUGUCGUAAUCAUCACGGCGCUUCGGGUCUCACGAAGGCCUGUUUGGCGUCGACCAUUACAGCCGAACAGGCCUCGGAAGAAUUGCUGGACUACGUGAAGAAGUACGCACCAGAGCGGAGAAGAGCAUUGCUAGCUGGUAAUACUGUACAUGCGGAUAAGAUGUUCUUGCUCAAGGAGCCCUGGAAGCAGGUCAUGAGUCAUUUGCAUCAUAGGAUACUGGAUGUGAGCGCAAUUAAAGAGGCUGCAAGGCGAUGGGCUGGGCAAGAUGUGUUGAAGAAGAGUCCGCAGAAAGCGGGCAAGCAUGAGGCCAGAGCAGAUAUCUUGGAGAGCAUUGAGGAGGCGAGAUACUAUCGACAAGUGUUCUUUCUACCGACUGAGAAUCAAGUCGGUAGGUGA